CACUACAGUUACACAUCCCAACCAGAGUGAUAUUCUUGUGGACCCAGCCAACGGAAGUGUAACAGUAACGUUGUAUUGUAACAAUUUGAAGAUGUCGGUUGCAUGUACUCAACUUGGUCGGAGCGCCUUGGCAAUACGCGGCUGUGGGGGGAUGAUGAUGGUGCGUUAUGCACAGACAGCUGCGGCCCCAGCCCCACAACCGAGGAUAAAGAAGUUUCAAAUCUACAGGUGGGACCCUGACACACCAGGGGACAAACCACGGAUGCAGACAUAUGAAAUUGACCUUAAUGCAUGUGGCCCAAUGGUAUUGGAUGCUCUAAUCAAAAUCAAGAAUGAUAUGGACCCCACUCUAACUUUCAGACGCUCCUGCAGAGAAGGUAUCUGUGGCUCUUGCGCGAUGAACAUCAAUGGGGGCAACACAUUAGCAUGCCUUAACAAGAUAGACACAAACACCAAAGUGACCAAGAUUUAUCCUCUUCCACAUAUGUAUGUCGUCAAAGACCUAGUGCCUGACAUGAGCAACUUUUAUGCCCAGUACAAAUCCAUUGAGCCUUAUCUUAAGAAAAAGGAUGAAACCCAAGAGGGAAAGCAGUACCAUCAAACUAUUGAGGACCGUCAGAAACUGGAUGGCCUGUAUGAGUGCAUCCUCUGUGCCUGCUGCAGCACGAGCUGCCCAAGCUACUGGUGGAAUGGGGAUAAAUAUCUUGGACCAGCGGUGCUCAUGCAGGCCUAUCGCUGGAUGAUCGACUCCCGUGAUGACUUCACAGAAGAGCGGCUUUCUAAGCUGCAGGACCCAUUCUCCCUGUAUCGCUGCCACACCAUCAUGAACUGCACAAAGACAUGCCCUAAGGGACUCAACCCAGGGAAGGCUAUUGCAGAAAUCAAGAAAAUGAUGGCGACAUACAAGGAGAAAGGGUUGUCUGCCUCUUAAUUUGCUGAAUCUCUGGAAUUCAAUGGAAAAUAGUGUUUUAAUGAACAAAAAAUAACGUAUUGUAUGAAAAUACAAGCAAAAUGACAGUGAUUAUCGGAACUCACAAUUGGCACAAUUUUCUUUUAAGAAUGCCAGCUUUUGUCAAAAUAGUACAGGGUCAGAGUGGGACACAAAAUAUUACCAGGAGAUCUCAGAUUCCAGCGGCCCCCUCUGGAGGUGUUGAUGGGAGUAUAACCUAACUUGGCCUGAUUCCUAUUUAAGGGGGGGAAAUCCGGGGCUAUUUAAACCAUGUCACAGUCACUCAUCUAAAAUCUUCAGUAGUCUCUGUACCCAUCUCAUAGGCGUCUCAUUACCUGCAUGUCUGGUGAUCAUAGCUGUUACCACGUUAUUACCAGGGCUGUGGGGAGGGGCAGCAGGGAGACAGUGUGAGUGGCUGUGAUCGCACAAUCCAGGCUGCUGGAAGGCGUAGCAAAGAACUUAUACAAACAGUGUUAUCAUGCCCUUUCUAAGAUCACAACAGUCAGCCCGGCCUCAAAACAUUACUGGUUGACUGGAAAUUCUCCUGAUUCUUCCAAUUACCACUCCGCUACUGAUUUAGUAGUUAUAGUGAAUUAAAAGUACCAGGAAUUAUUCACAGGAAAAUGGAGUUUGUAUGUGGGUGGGUUAAGAUUCAAAUGGUGUGUAUGUAAGUCAGACAGAAUAUGCCAGGAGGAAGAGGAAGCUAUAAGGGGAUGGAUCUGAAAAAUGGACAUGAGCCCUUAUGCCACAGAGAGGCCCUCAUUUGGGAAAUGUAUAUUCUUUAUUGCAAUGAAUGCAUUGCUCAGUGAAUCAAUGUAAUAGGUUAGUGCUUCUUUAUCCAGUGGAUACUGUGUAUAUUAUAUACUUUGUACAGUGUGGAAUGGCACUGUAUAAUUUAUCAUUUGAAUUGUAAAUGUACCUAAUUGUCUGAUGUUCUGAAGAGGAUGAAGAGUCUCCCUUGAAUGUAAAUAUUAAUGGGUGUGCUAUGGAUUUGUGUGUGUGUGUGUGUGUGUGUGUGUGCGUGUGUGUGUGAGAGAGAGCUUGUUACCCCAAGGUAAACAGUCAUGGCUGUUUACAAAACAUUCCAAGAAAUUACUUCACCAUGAUCAAUAAGACUAAGUACAUAGCCUACACAACUUGUUUUGAUUGUACUUGAAUGUAUGCAGAGGUUUGUUGAGAUCUUACUUACAUUGGGUAUUAAAUAUUUAUUUGCUUUUCGAUUGCUGAUACAUAAGGCUAAACACAAUAAAAAAAAUUCUCUCCUAAA
Messenger RNA from Alosa sapidissima (American shad), 2216 nucleotides. Its product is annotated as succinate dehydrogenase [ubiquinone] iron-sulfur subunit, mitochondrial-like. Gene Ontology annotation, cellular component: mitochondrial membrane. The transcript is spliced from 8 exons. Gene Ontology annotation, biological process: respiratory electron transport chain; tricarboxylic acid cycle; aerobic respiration. Gene Ontology annotation, molecular function: electron transfer activity; 2 iron, 2 sulfur cluster binding. The record is from RefSeq and is a predicted model, not a curated record. Lineage: Eukaryota; Metazoa; Chordata; Actinopteri; Clupeiformes; Clupeidae. The coding region runs from base 92 to 931 and encodes 279 amino acids.